This is a messenger RNA of Carassius gibelio (silver crucian carp), 6589 nucleotides long. RefSeq names its product paxillin-like. The record is from RefSeq and is a predicted model, not a curated record. The transcript is spliced from 14 exons. The coding region runs from base 169 to 3645 and encodes 1158 amino acids. Gene Ontology annotation, biological process: substrate adhesion-dependent cell spreading; transforming growth factor beta receptor signaling pathway; endothelial cell migration. NCBI's taxonomy places the organism in Eukaryota, Metazoa, Chordata, Actinopteri, Cypriniformes, Cyprinidae.
AGUUCCUCUGUUCUGUGAUGUGUAGGGGGUCCAGUACGGUCCAGUCACACAGACCUGCGUCUAAACAGCAGGAAAAACUUCAGCAGAGACGUGUCUUCUGAAAACGAGCUUUUCACACUGUUCUCCAGACUCGGAUCAGGAGCGGAGCACUUCUGGAAGCGCGCGAACAUGGACGAUCUAGACGCAUUGCUUGCAGAUCUUGAGUCUUCCACAGCCCAUAUCUCCAAGUGCCCAGUGUUUCUACCCGAGGAGACGCCAUAUUCCUUUCCCACUGGUGGACACCUCUUCCAGGAUGAAUCUCCUCCUCCGCCCCUGCCCCCUCCUCCCUCAGCGGAGGCCCUGAACGGAUCGCUGUCCCCGCAGCAGGACUCCCAACACUCCUCACAACAGUCUCUGGGCUCUGGUCCUAAAAGCACGUUGUCUCGGGACAGCAGUCCUCCAGCCUCGCAUACAGAAGAAGACCACGUCUAUAGUUUUCCUAACAAGCAGAAGCGUUCAGACUCUUCGGCCGCAGCUAUGACUUCUGCCCUGGGCAGCAACUUGUCUGAACUGGACCGCCUUCUUCUGGAGCUCAAUGCUGUACAGCAAAAUGUCCCAUCUUACUCCACAACAGAAGAUGCUGCACCUCCAUUGCCGCCCUGCAGUGUUGCCCACUAUAUCCAGGAAAAUGGCGCCCACCCAGGCAUCGCACUGACACCGGCAGCCCAGGACAAGCCUCAGAGGAAUGGUACGAAGGGGACAGAAGAUGGCCGUUCCACUGUAGAAAGUCUUCUAAAUGAGUUGGAGAGCUCUGUGCCUUCCCAAACGCCAAACCCCUGUGCUCUGACGAGAGUAUUGACGGACGGACAGGUGGACACAGCUUCCGAGCAGCAGGGCAGAAUAUCAGCCACCUCCGCUACACGAGAACUAGAUGAGCUCAUGGCCUGCCUGUCAGAUUUUAAGCCAAGUUCACUGGGUUCCCUGAACUCUGAGUUAAUGUUUGAGCAAACUUCUACAGUCGCUGAAAUCCACCCUCCCCAUACAACUGCCGUGUCCAAAUCCCUGUCCCCUAAUUGUACCCAAUAUUAUCCAAGUCUCUCCCCUCUUUCAAACUUUGAUCUGCACAUUGUGGAGGAUUCUGGUGAACCGGGGGCUCCACCUCAACCAUCGAGUGUUGUCCCAAAGCCUUACUCUCAACUGUCUCCACCUGUAGCAUCCAGUCCUCGUUGUUCUCCAGUACCUGACCUGGACUUGGAUUCUUCCAUUGAGGUUUCUGCUUCCCUGCUCUCCUCCCAGGUGGAGUCUCUAGUGGCUCUGUCUCAGACUAUAACCACGACUUCCACAUCUGGAGAUGGGGACAUGUGUAGUAUCAGGGAGAGAAGUCCUUCUGCCAAAUUGCCAAACACUGGGCUGAAGUCCUAUUUACCUAUUAUCAAGUCUCCUAGUCCAACAAGUGCCCCAGCGGUCAGCAGAUCCAAUGAAAGAGUUAGUCCAUUGUUGACACCAGCAUCUAUUCAUCUGUAUCUCUCUAGCUCUGAAGCAAAACCUAUGAGUCCAGUCCCAUCUCUUCCUAUAUCUCCUCUUCCUGCAGUCUCUGAAUCACCAUCUCUGUCUCUUCCCAAAGCUGUUUCAACCCCUCCAGUCCUGUACUCUUCUUCGUCUGUAGUGGUUCCCAAUUCCCCAAGCCCAAAACCAUUAUCGGGACAGUCUGAUUCAACUGUUUCUCUCAAACCCCUUCCUCCCACUUGGCUUGAAUCCGCAACCUAUGAGCCAUCUCUUGAUGAUGCCUUGGAUAACCUUCUUGCCAUGAGCUUCAGCAGGCCUGAGAACGAGGCUCCAAUCACAGCAUCAACUGCCUCACAGCUUGCUUCAGAAGGGCAAUCAGAAGUUUACGAGGAGACAAGAGUUGCAGCCGAUCGCAGCAACAUUUAUCCUGACAUUCACACAGAAAGUGAAGUUGGGGAUGGGCUCUUGGAGGAUCAGUCGGACUGCAGGAGUGAUCUUGACUGGGCUGACAUGGAACUGAAGAUGGCCUAUGAAGGACCAGAUGGCUCCUUGACCCCCAUGACUGAGGCAAGCUGGAUGGAUGACUCCCUCACUCCGUCAUCUUGCCCUGGAACCCCAGAUGCCCAGAUGGACAUUCCCAUGCUCCAUAUGGCUGGCACGGUAGACAGGAUCUCAGCCUCUGGACAUAUCAAAUCAGUUAUUAGACGUACCAAGGAGAUUCAAAACGUCCACCCCAUGUACCGAGAUGGCCUGAUACGUAGGAAGAUGGCCCCCCUGAUUUUCCACAAGAGCAACUCCCAGGACCGGCUCAUUGAGGAACUGCAAGGCAAGCUGGGAAUUGCCCAUAAGGAUCGUCCAAAAAAGCAGCAGCCAGAUGAUUGGCUCACAGAAGGCGUCAUUGUCAUGUCCAACCCCAAGCGCUCACGGGAAGACCACAACAGGGAGGUGGAUAAGAUAAUCAUACCUCCCGAGUCUCCUCUUCCACAGAGGAAGGUGAUUCCACCUCCCAAGUCUCCCCCAAUCCCUCGCCCCCCUCCCCCUGCUGAAGAACCAAAGCGCCCCUCUCCGGUCAGAUUAGCUCCUGUCCCUGUACCUCCACCCCCACCACCUGCCCCCUCCCCACCUCUAAUAGAGCCCAUGCCUCCUCCCCAGCCAACACCACCUCCAGUUCCAUCCAAGCCCCUGACCCCUGAACCUGUGGAGGUUCCAGCUUUUUCCCCAAAGCCCAACCCUGCACCCCAACCCACACCCACCCCACCACUUUCCCCUGUGGCACCACCCAAAGUGCUGGUGUCAGUUGGCUGCCAGACGGAGUAUGACCCAUUCUUCCCUCCACUGCAGAUUAUGUCCCAGGGAAAGGGUCCGCAACCACAGGUUAAUAAACUGGACAACAUGCUGGGCAAUCUUCAGUCUGACCUCCACAAGCUGGGAGUGCAGACAGUUGCUAAGGGAGUGUGUGGCGCCUGCUGCAAACCCAUUGUUGGCCAGGUGGUAACUGCCAUGGGGCGCACAUGGCAUCCAGAGCAUUUUGUGUGCACGCACUGCCAGGAAGAGAUUGGUUCCAGAAACUUCUUUGAGAGGGAAGGACAGCCAUACUGCGAGAGAGAUUACCAUCAUUUAUUCUCUCCGCGCUGCUUCUACUGUAACGGACCCAUACUGGAUAAAGUGGUGACAGCGUUAGAUCAAACAUGGCAUCCUGAGCACUUUUUCUGUGCUCAGUGUGGGGCGUUCUUCGGUCCUGAAGGAUUUCAUGAGAAGGAUGGAAAGGCGUACUGUCGUAAAGACUACUUUGACCUCUUUGCUCCUAAAUGUGGAGGCUGCGCUCGUGCCAUCCUGGAGAAUUACAUCUCUGCCCUGAGCGCCCUCUGGCACCCUGAGUGUUUUGUGUGCAGGGAGUGCUUCACACCCUUCAUCAACGGCAGUUUCUUCGAGCACGACGGUCAGCCGUACUGUGAGGUUCAUUAUCACGCCCGCCGCGGGUCGCUGUGUUCCGGCUGUCAGAAACCCAUCACGGGCCGCUGCAUCACAGCCAUGGGCAAGAAGUUUCACCCUGAGCAUUUUGUCUGUGCCUUCUGCCUCAAGCAGCUCAAUAAGGGCACCUUCAAAGAGCAGAACGACAAGCCUUACUGCCAGGGCUGCUUCAUCAAGCUCUUCAGCUAGAAAGAUGUCUGACUGACUGACUGAGUGUGUGUGUGUGUAAGUCUGCAUAUUGUAUUGUUUGCCUCUCUUGUGUGUAUGUUUGUAUUUGAUAAUCAGGUUCUUGACGUCCCCACAUGUCAUUGCUGGUCAGAUUAAAACGUUGGUGCCAAUAGUACGUGCUCUCAAAAGCCAGGUUGUUUUUAGAGGAAAGUUCAGCUGAGACCGUUGAGUUCUUUUUAGAGAAAGUGUGUGAAUGUGUUCUGCUCACUGGAUGAGCUGGAGACACACUGUUUGAUGAUGAGAACAGUUCAGGAGGGAUGAUGGGAAAUAUGUGCAGUGUGAACGUAUGAGACACAAUCAGUAGAGGUAAAUGAAAACAGCUAAACGAAUAACCAACUGGAGCCAUUCAUUACUGCUGACUUUCAUGAAUUAAUUCAGGUCAUAUAUCAAUCAAUAAGAAAUUAUAUUUUUCAAUAAAAACAUUUAAGCCAUUUUAAGAAUAUAUAUAUAUAUAUAUAUAUAUAUAUAUAUAUAUAUAUAUAUAUAUAUAUAUAUAUAUAUAUAUAUUCAUAUAAAAUGUUGCAUUGUGACAUUACUUUCAGAAAAAAUUGACACAUUUUCUACCUUGUUUUUCAAUAUUGUGUUACAAAUAAAAUCUAAUUCUCAUUACUGUAAUAUGAUGAAAUAAUAUUCUGUCCAAUAGCUAUUUUUUUCAUAUAAUUAUUAACAGUAUUAUUACUGUAUUUCUUUUUUUUUUUUUUUUUUUACUAAUAAUAUUCAGAAUGGUGUUGUUGUUGUUGUUGUUUUUAAACUAUAAAUCCUUCAUUGUUAUUAUUCCUAAAACACAAAAUAUAAUUUAUUGUUCUUUCUUUUUAUCUAGGUGUGAAAUAUGGCCCUGAAAUAUUUUUACUAUGAAAACAUCUAGCGUUAAAUUUCACCUCAAAGAAUUGCUACUUUUAGUGCCUUGUUUUGUAACACAAGUUUAACUGAAUUUAAAAGUAUAUCAAACAUGUAGUUUUGAAUACAAGAUAUAACAUGAAGUUUUAAUUGAGAGACUAAAGUUUAGAUUAUUCCUCAUGAAGUCUGUGGAGUCAUUUCUAAUGAUUAGUUGAAUUAUUACUGACAUCUGGAGCCCAUAGAUAUGAAUGUAUCCUACUGUUAAUGCUCACUUUUCCCGCCGUAUGCGUGGAAUUCAUGGGAGUUUAUGCAUCUCAUCUCAAAGUGUUAUUUUAUUAAAGGAAUAUAUGGGAUUAAAUAGACACAGGAUAUCAUUUCUACCUGUUCUUUCAUUUCUUAAAUCAAAGGCAACAACCUGUUUACAGUUUUCAAAGUAUAGCCACGACAUUGGUUUCACAACACAUAUUUCCUUAAUUUUAACGUUCUGGUGUCAAUAGAAUAUAAUAUUUAACCCAGAAUAUUCCAGACUAGUCCUCUUUAGGAAUUUUUGUAGUAAGAAUGACUGAUGAUUCGAAUGAUCCACUCGAAGGAACAGUUCAUAGUUGAAAAUGUGUGUUUGUUUCUUCAUCAGAUUUGGUGAAUGGGUGCCGUCAGAAACAGCUGAUAAAAACAUCACAAUAAUCCACAGCACUCCGGUCCAUCAGUUAACAUCUGGAGAAGACAAAAGCUGUGUGUUUGUGAGAAAUUGUAACUUUUUAACUCCUCGAUCUGUGCAUUUUUCUCUCCUGAUUUAGACGAGAUGGCAUUUUCAAUUCAGGAAGGACGCGUUAUUAUGAUUUGUUUCUUACAAACGCGCAGCUUCUGUCUUCUCCAGAUGUUCACUGAUGGACUGGAGUGGAUUAGUGAUGUUUUUAUCAGCUGUUAGGACUCUCGUUCUGACGGCACCCAUUCACCGCAGAGCAUCCGUUUGCUGAGACACUGAUGCAAUGCUACAUUUCUCCAAACCUGAUGAAGAAACAAACUCAUCCUAAUCUUGGAUGGCCUGAAGAUGAGCACUCUUUCAGCAUAUUUUCAUUUUUGGGUGAACUACUCCUUUAACAGAAAUCAAAGAUGUGAUAUUGUUCAUCUAAAUAGCUGUGACAAUAUUGUGCAAUUCUCAACCUUUGAUUUCAGUAUAUUGAUUUGAUUGCAAGUGAGUAUCUUUUAUUGUCUUGCUCAUUCUCAGAGAAAAUGUAAGACCAUAUUAUAACUGCUGUAUUAUGAUAUUGUGAAAUACUAUACUAAUUAUUUUCUCUCUCUUUAAGAUUAUUAUUGUUUUUCUUCAGUUUUUCAUAAAAGUCUUAAAUGUCUUUCAAUCCUGUUAAAGGGUGAGUUUUGAAAACUCGUGGUGUUAUGAAGGGGUGACUCGAUGAAGACUUUCUUAUAUUUUUAGAAAUGUGUUGUCACUGGAAAUAGAAGUGAUUUUCAGAUUAAGAAUAUUGAAUAUAAACAGUCCCUGGUGUGAUUGCAAACUGCAAAUAUGAUAUGUUGGAUUCAUUGGACAAAUACACCAGCAAGUGUUUAUUACACGAAAGCUUUUAUAUGACCCGAUGCACCAGAGAUCUGUACAUGUCAUUCUGUCUCAUCUUUGACGCUACUUUGAAAGUAGAAGACACUUGUUUUGAUUUGAUUCACUUUGAAUAUGCCUUCUUUGAUAACUCUGUUGUGAUAAUCUGUCGCUGUUUUGUUUGGCUCCUAAUCGCUAUGUGCCAAAAAAUAUAUAUAAUCUAGGGAUCAUAUGAUAUCCUUAUGUGUUUUAAUCACACAUUUACACUGGUCCAAUGUUGUGCCUUUGUUUAUUUUGGGAUUUUCUAUCUUAUAAAUUGAUCUGACGGUUUUCUAUUUCUGUUCAUAAAUCAUUAUAUCAGUGUCCCUUUUCAAAUAUUAUCAUUUACUUAAUGUGAAAACAGCUAUGCAUCAUUUUUUCUCUCUUUCUUGUAACACUGUCACAUCUUGUUCUGUGAGUAUUGGAUACUGUUUCAAUUCAUGCAGAUAUAUACAAAUAAAUUUGGUUGUUUAAUGCACUGAA